AUGCCUAUUUUGCGAAAAGCCUUAGGUAUUACAGCAGGUGCUGGCACUGCUAUCUUCCUGUGGGAUCAAUAUUUCAAUUCCCAGGCGCUGAGCCGCACAGGAAGAACCAUAUUCGUUGCCUCCCUGGUGGGGUUGGACUAUAAGAUCAACUGGGGGCCAGAUAAGGAUAUCGAGGCUCUACACGACCGUUCCGCACGCCGCGUUUACGAUCUCAUCAUCAAAAACAGGGGCCUGUAUGUCAAAAUGGGUCAAAUGGUCGCCAUGCAAAGCCACAUGCUGCCUAACGGUUUUCGUGAACGGCUCCCCCUGUUAUUUGAUCGCGCCCCAGCAGACGAAUGGCCCGAAUGCGAGGCUCUGUUCCGUCAGGAAACGGGAAAAGAAGUCUCGGAUGUGUUUGAGUACGUCGAUCCUGUAGCCUGCGCCUCUGCGUCUAUGGCUCAGGUUCACGAGGGACGCCUGCCCAAUGGGGAUCGGGUGGCAAUCAAAAUACAACAUCCUGAUAUCGAGAAACUUACCUGGUGGGACCUCAACUCGCUCAAGGCCAUGAUCUGGAUUUAUGAUAAAAUUCUGUUCGACAUGCCAAUGUUUACAAUCGCAAAGUACUUUGCCGAUGCCAUCGAAACGGAAACAGACUUUAACAUUGAGCGAUCCAAUGCCAAGUUAAUGAAAAAGCUCGUCGAAGGUGAUGCUAAGCUAAAGCAUAAAGUGUAUGUGCCUGGUGUCUACGAUGAGUUGUCUACGAAGCGCGUAAUGGUUAUGGAAUGGGCUGACGGCACUGCGCUGAGCAAAAUCGACAAGAUCAAACGCGAGUUUGAUGCCAAGGCUGCUCUCUCCACAGUUUUUGAGCUGACGUGUAAACAAGUGUACGAGUGGGGUGUUGUCCAUUGUGAUCCUCAUCCUGGCAACUGGUUUGUGACUCGUGAGAAUGGACGGCAAAUGUUAAUCAUGCUGGACCAUGGGCUUUACGUCCAUAUGUCGCAAAAACUCACUCAGCAGUACGCUGCCCUGUGGAAUGGGUUUUUCCAGGGUGAUAUCAAGAAGAUUAGUGAGAUUGUUCAAGACUGGGGAUUCGGCAGCCCUGAACAGUUCACCUCAGCCACCAUGCUCACCCAAGAAUAUGAAGAUAUCCCGACGUUUGAAAACGAACAACAUGCCAAAGAACAGAUGCGUAAUUUCCUCAAAGAUACUAGUCGAAUUCCUCUCCAAUUGCUCUUUGUUGCCCGCACCCAUCGCAUUCUACAGGGUCUGAACCGUCUCUAUGAUUCGCCGGUAAACCGUAUAAAGACCCUUUUAGACGGUGCUUCCGAGGUCAUGUUACGCAACCACAGCGGCACGAGACUGAACUACUAUUUAGCGCUGCUAUGGCGCCGGUUGGUCCUGCUGGUCAACGACAUCGUAUUCAUUGGUAUUCGGAUUCAACAGGUAUUCACGCACCGUGGAUUGGAGGACUUUUUCGAUAGCACCAUUGAGGAGACUGCCAAGGAACUCGUAAAAGAUGCUUAA
Messenger RNA from Wickerhamiella sorbophila, 1503 nucleotides. RefSeq names its product ABC1 family protein C10F6.14c. The coding region runs from base 1 to 1503 and encodes 500 amino acids. The record is from RefSeq and is a predicted model, not a curated record. The transcript has a single exon. Lineage: Eukaryota; Fungi; Ascomycota; Dipodascomycetes; Dipodascales; Trichomonascaceae.